This is a messenger RNA of Scatophagus argus, 5156 nucleotides long. RefSeq names its product protein kinase N2a (gene pkn2a). Gene Ontology annotation, molecular function: protein serine/threonine kinase activity; ATP binding; small GTPase binding. Lineage: Eukaryota; Metazoa; Chordata; Actinopteri; Scatophagidae. The record is from RefSeq and is a predicted model, not a curated record. The transcript is spliced from 23 exons. Bases 368 to 3292 code for a protein of 974 amino acids. Gene Ontology annotation, biological process: protein phosphorylation; signal transduction.
AUCACGUGUGUGCUGGCUGUCCGGGCUGAGAGCAGCUCAGCAGCAGCGCUGCAGCUCCUCUGGGCGGACUCGCUUCACUGUAACCACCGCCUCUUUCUCCAUCUGCACUGGGACAGAUUUACGCUUCAGCUUUCUUAUUUAUGAGCACCAGGCCGCCCCCCAGGACCCCUCUAGGACGGUGUGACCGCGUAAAUGAAGUGUGAAGACGACAUGGGAAGUCCCGUGUACCCGAGAUGACCGAUGAUUUGGUCCAAAUAAUCACGUCUUUUUUGUCGCCAGAGAGGGAAACUUGAAACAAGGCUUGUUUUUGGAGUUCCACCUCCCCUCCUCUCUCCCCGUAGGAUUUGAUUCAAAGGCGAAAACCAAGAUGGCCGCCGAUUCCGUGCAGGGGGAUGCCAGGGGCCAGCUGGUGGCGGAGCGACUGGGUCUGGGGCAUAACCUGGACCUGUCCGACACCAUGGUCCAGCAGAAGCUGGACGAGAUCAAGGAGCAGAUCCGCCGUGAGAUCCGCAAGGAGCUGAAGAUCAAAGAAGGUGCUGAGAACCUACGAAAGGUCACCACAGACAAGAAGAGCCUGGCGUAUGUUGACAACAUGCUGAAAAAAUCCAACAAGAAGGUUGAGGAGCUUCAUCAGGAGCUGCAAGAGCUCAAUGCCCACAUUGUGGUCAAAGACCCUGAAGAACUGCUAGAGUGCCCUUUGACCCCAGAUACCCCCAACAGUGAGGCGAGAAUGUGCACCAGCAGCAGCCGCCUCGCCGCCCUGAAAAGACAGAAUGACAUCGAGCUCAAGGUCAAACAGGGUGCUGAGAACAUGAUUCUGAUGUACUCCAAUGGCUCCUCCAAGGAUCGUAAGUUGCUAGCGACUGCCCAGCAGAUGCUUCAGGACAGCAAGACGAAGAUCGAGUUCAUCAGGAUGCAAAUCCUCAAGGCCAGCCAGGCCAGCGAGCUGAGCUUCGAGAACAACGAUGUGAUGGACAAGCCCAUCAUCAGCCCGCUAGACCUGCGGGUGGAGGAGCUGUGUCACCACGCCAAGAUAGAGUCCGCUGUGGCCGAGGGAGCCAAGAACGUCAUGAAGCUCCUGGGAUCGGGAAAAGUCACAGAAAAAAGAGCGCAUUCAGAGGCCCAGGCUCGCUUUAAUGAGUCCAGUCAAAAGCUUGACCUCCUGCGAUAUUCCUUGGAGCAACGCCUCAGUGAGUUGCCUAAAAACCACCCUCGCAGCAGCAGCAUUGUGGAAGUGUUGUCCCUGCUGACCUCACCAGCCCUUAGUCCCAGAUCCAGCAUCAUCUCCACACAGAACCAGUACAGCACCGUGACUAAGCCCGCCGCGCUCACAGGCACAUUAGACGUCAGGCUCAUGGGCUGUCAGGACCUUCUGGAAAAUGUCCCAGGUCGUUCCAAGGCUGCAUCUGUCCCGCUGCCUGGCUGGAGCCCCAGCGAGACUCGCUCAUCCUUCAUCAGCCGAGCAAACCGAAACCGCGGUGUGAGCUCCCGAAACCUGACAAAGAGCGAGGAGCUCUCCAAUGAGAUCAGUGCAGUGCUGAAACUGGACAACACAGUAGUAGGCCAGACUAGCUGGAGGUCGGUCAGCAACCAGGCCUGGGACCAGAAGUUUACAUUGGAGCUGGACCGGUCUCGUGAGCUGGAGAUCUCGGUGUACUGGCGUGACUGGCGUUCGCUCUGCGCCGUCAAGUUCCUGCGGCUGGAGGACUUCCUGGACAACCAGCGUCAUGGGAUGUGUCUGUACCUAGAGCCACAGGGAAUGCUGUUUGCUGAGGUGACCUUUUUCAAUCCUGUCAUUGAGAGACGACCAAAGCUGCAAAGACAGAAGAAGAUUUUCUCAAAGCAGCAAGGUAAAACCUUCCUGCGAGCCCCUCAGAUGAACAUCAACGUUGCCACCUGGGGCCGCCUGGUAAGAAGAGCCAUACCGACCGUCAGCACCAACUCCUUCAGCCCUCAGGCAGCUGAGACUGUUCCCAGCAGCCUACCUGGUUCACCCACACCCAGCAGUGACCCGCUGGUGACCAAGCUGGACUUUGACAAAGAGCCCACCCCAGGACCCAAACACUACCCAGCACCUGACAGCUUCCAAGAACCACUGGUGCAAGAUAAGAUGCCUGACAAGGAGGAAGUACAGGAUGCACUCGCCUCAUUUGACUUCUUGAACAAGAGGAACAGCAUAGCGGUGAAGCCUGACCUAGACAGAGCGGUCGAGCAGGAGAUCCAGCAUCCAGACCUGGAGCUCACCGCCAUCCAGAAAGACUCAGACAUAAGGGAAGAAGAGCAGUUCCACUUCAGUCUUCAAGACUUCAAAUGUGUGGCAGUCCUGGGACGGGGUCACUUUGGAAAGGUGUUGUUGGCAGAGUAUAAGAGCACAGGGGAGAUGUUCGCUAUCAAAGCGUUGAAGAAAGGAGACAUUGUGGCUCGCGAUGAAGUCGACAGUUUGAUGUGUGAGAAGAGGAUUUUCGAAACGGUCAACAGCGUCCGCCACCCGUUCCUGGUCAACCUGUUUGCGUGUUUCCAGACGCAGGAGCAUGUUUGUUUUGUCAUGGAGUACGCAGCGGGAGGCGAUCUGAUGAUGCACAUCCAUGCUGAUGUGUUCUCUGAGCCCAGAGCCAUAUUUUACGCUGCCUGUGUCGUAUUGGGAUUACAGUUUUUACAUGACCACAAGAUUGUGUACAGAGAUUUGAAGCUUGAUAACUUGCUCUUGGAUACAGAGGGAUAUGUAAAGAUUGCUGACUUUGGUCUUUGCAAAGAAGGAAUGGGUUUCAGGGAUCGCACCAGCACAUUUUGUGGCACACCCGAGUUUUUAGCUCCUGAGGUUUUGACUGAAACGUCGUACACUCGUGCUGUGGACUGGUGGGGGCUGGGCGUCCUCAUCUUCGAGAUGUUGGUUGGGGAGUCGCCCUUCCCCGGUGACGAUGAGGAGGAAGUGUUUGACAGCAUCGUCAACGAUGAAGUCCGUUACCCGCGGUUCCUCUCGACCGAGGCCAUCUCCAUCAUGAGGAGGCUUUUGAGGAGGAGUCCAGAACGACGACUGGGAGCAGGAGAAAGGGACGCAGAGGAGGUUAAGAAACAUCUAUUCUUCAGGAGUAUGGAUUGGAACGGACUGUUGGCCAAGAAGGUGAAGCCGCCAUUUGUGCCGACCAUCCAGGGCGCCAACGACGUCAGCAACUUCGAUGACGAAUUUACCUCAGAGGCUCCGAUCUUAACCCCGCCCAGGGAACCACGAGUGCUGACCUCCGAUGAGCAGAACAUGUUCUCUGACUUUGAUUACAUCGCUGACUGGUGUUAGCUUUACGUGACCGCUGGUCUACACACACUCAGACACACACACACACACACACACACUGUGAACCAACCAACACAGCAAUGACUGUAGCUCACAUCAUUUUAAAACUUUCCUCUUUGUUGGCCAAAAUGUUGGAACGUGGCUCCCCAAGCCUCCAGGCAAAAAAAAACAAAAAAAAAAACAAAACAAACUCUGUGCCAUUGAGAAGAAUUUACAGAAGCCUCCUGAGGACCCCUGCUUAAUUUUUUUUUUUUUUUAAUCCACAUGAAGAACUUUUUUUUUUAAGAAAAAGAAAACAAAUGAAACUCUGUUGUUGGAGAGUGAAGGAGGAGGGAUGCUUCAUCCUCCUGCACACGUCGUCGUGUCCAUUGUCUGACCACUGAGAAUGUUUUUCAUAUGAACUCUUAGAAGACGGCAACUUCACAAUCAUGUUAUUCUGUCACUGUCUUCUGUUUUUGUUUUUUGUUUUUUUGAUCUGUACAGAUUAUAUUCAGACAUGUAUUUUAUUGUUGUUUUUCUUUCUUUAAUUGCAAAGCCCCUGCCAUAGCUUAAAGACAUUUUAUCUCACUGUAAAGUUUGAUAUUUCCACCUCGAUUAUAUCUGAAUCUGGUGUUCGGUGAAUUCAAAGUGCUCAAAGCAUUGAUCACUGAACGGACAGCUACAACAAACAUCUUGACUACUACUGCUGCUUCUUGACUUGAAAUCCAAGUAAGAGUCUUCACACUAUAUGUCUUUUUUUGUAUAAGGGCUCACUUUUUUCAGCCUCACUUCGCUCACCUGAAGCUUCCAUGUCUGCAUACAACGACCCACACAACAACACAAGUGAUGAACAGCAGUCCAUGCAGGGUGACCUGCCGCUUAAGCUGUUAAAUUAAUUAACCAUCAUCAUUAUUAUUAUUAUUUGGAAAUGUAUAGAUCAUUAAAAAAUGCCUUUUGGCCAGAACAAUUAAUGCAAAGUAUUUUACUUUUUUUUUUCCAGUUUGAUGCCCUCUAGUGGCUCUGUAGCUUGAGGUUGACAUUCAGCUGAACCCAAUUCUGAUGAUCUAAGGCCCGCUUGGUAUUGCAGUAUUUUUUGGAGCAAUAAAAUCAAACUUUAAGUUAGUCAUUUUAUCAGAGCUGAGUUCAGUUGUUUUUCAAUGAAGUUUUUUUCUCGUUCCUCAGUGAACAGCUGGUUGUGGUGGACCUGAUAGCAUUUUUCUUGUUACCUCAAAGUGAAAACACUACAGUGAGUCUCACAGUUACAGCUACCAAAACCAAACUCGUCCUGUCCCUCUUGAAGCAGACAACAUCUCUUCAUAAAGCAACCACGUGUUGUGCAAAACAUCAGCACUGAGCUGUUUUGUUGGGAACAUAGUAACCGCAGUUUUCUCUGUCGAAACUCCAUUUAAAUGCUUCUCACACUGUUCUGUGAUCAAAAUGAAAUGUUUCAGUGGAACCAGCUGAUGACUCUGUCUUUGCAUGUUUAUAUAUAUAUAUGUAUGUAUAUAUAUAUAUAUAUAUAUAUAUAAACUGACUCAAAUGUUGCAGACCUGUUGAUAUGAAUCACUACAGGGGAGGGCAGGGUAUAUUAUAUAUACAUACUGUAUGUACACAGUUAAGCUGAAAGCACUAAUUUUAUCAAUAGUUUUUAAUUAUGUACUUUUCGUAAUUAUGAAAAUAGAAUGUACAGAGUCUUUUUUUUUUAUUCUUUGCUUGUGCAUGUUGUUGCCUGGACAGGCAAAAACUAUGGAUGGUACACCAAUAUUCACACAACUGUUGCUGUUCAGCCCGGUGUUUAAAAAAAAAAAAGAUAAAGAUAAAAGAAAUGGUAUUUCUGCAGUUGUUUGUUGCCCAUCAUGAAUCCACAAAUUAAACCUUUGUAAUAGUG